Drosophila melanogaster (fruit fly) is the source of this 384-nucleotide messenger RNA. The transcript is spliced from 2 exons. Lineage: Eukaryota; Metazoa; Arthropoda; Insecta; Diptera; Drosophilidae. The coding region runs from base 23 to 343 and encodes 106 amino acids. The record is from RefSeq and is marked reviewed.
ACACAGUUUGUUUAAGAUAGUCAUGUCGUUAGCUGUAUUGACUUUUCUAGUACUCUGUGGAUUUUCCUUUCAGCAUCAGGCAGUUGCUGACUGCGGCGCAGAAACAUCCGAUCUCUGGAAGGAUGAUACGGAUUCGGACGAAGGAACUUGCACUCAAGCCUCGAUAAAUAAUGAUAGGAAGGAAGAUCCAUUUGAAAAUGAUCCAAUUAUAAGGCAAUCGAAAAAGAAAGUGGAAAACAAUGACAGCAUGAAUUCAGAAGUUCAGUUGCCACUAUUUCAGAAUAUAAUAAAGAUAUUCAAGUUUAUAUGGCUGGUGCUGAGUGUUUGGAUGAAUUGGAAGUAAUAAAGGCGAUAGGGCAUAUCUGCUCACAGAUCCUGCAAAUU